This is a messenger RNA of Cottoperca gobio, 1275 nucleotides long. RefSeq names its product solute carrier family 35 member F2-like. The coding region runs from base 1 to 1275 and encodes 424 amino acids. Gene Ontology annotation, biological process: transmembrane transport. The record is from RefSeq and is a predicted model, not a curated record. Gene Ontology annotation, cellular component: membrane. The transcript is spliced from 8 exons. Gene Ontology annotation, molecular function: transmembrane transporter activity. Lineage: Eukaryota; Metazoa; Chordata; Actinopteri; Perciformes; Bovichtidae.
AUGGCUACUAAUCACUGCGUGGAUGCAUCCAGGGACGUGAGUUACAAGCGACAAAGCAGUGGACUCAUAAUGAGGAUCAGGAAAUUCAACCCCAAGGAAGUUUUCACCUGGCAGUUGGCCAGGACGUUGGCCAUGGGUCAGGGCCUGGCUGCGCUCAUCUGUGGGACGGCUAUCAGCUCGCAGUACCUGGCCACAAGCUUCCACGUGAACACACCCAUGAUGCAGAGCUUCUUUAACUACACCUUGCUGUGUGUCACCUACACCACCAUGCUCUGCAGAACAGGGGAUGGCAAUAUUUUACAGAUACUGAAGAGGCGUUGGUGGAAGUACCUUCUGCUGGGGCUGGUGGAUGUGGAAGCCAACUACGUUGUGGUCAAAGCGUACCAAUACACCACCAUCACCAGUGUACAGCUGCUGGACUGCUUCGUGGUCCCGGUCCUGAUGAUACUGUCCUGGUGGGUUUUGAAGACACGCUACAGACCGGUCCACUAUGUAGCUGUCUGCGUCUGUCUCCUUGGGGUGGGGGCCAUGGUGGGGGCCGACCUGCUGGCCGGACGGGACCAAGGCUCCACUUCAAACAUCCUGUUAGGUGACGGUUUGGUGCUGCUCAGUGCUUCGCUGUACGCGGUGUCCAAUGUGUGUCAGGAAUACACCGUGAAGAACCUCAGCAGGGUGGAGUUCCUGGGCAUGGUCGGCCUGUUCGGCACCAUCAUCAGCACCAUACAGAUGGUGAUCCUGGAACGUAAUGAAAUUGCUUCUAUCCAGUGGAGCUGGCAAAUCGGACUCCUGUUCUCUGCCUAUGCAUUGUGUAUGUAUACUCUGUACAGCUGUAUGCCCAUAGUGGUGAAGCUGAGCAGCGCCACCUCCGUCAACCUCUCCCUGCUCACCGCCGACCUUUUCAGCCUCUUCUGUGGGCUCUUCCUCUUCCAGUACAAUUUCUCUUGGCUCUACCUGGUCUCGUUGGUGAUCAUCCUCGUUGGCUUCAUCGCCUUCAAUGCUGUGCCAACACCAACUGACCACACAGAUCCCGCCACCUCCUCUUCCUCUUCCAACUGUGAGGAAGGUUACUAUGACAACUCCGUGGCCCAUCAAAAUGACAUUACUAAGCAGGAGGUGGCAGUGAGGAUCACCACGGAGGAAGAGGAGGGGGGCGGAGAGACGGAGGAGGGGUGGGACAAAGAGCAGAGGAGGAAAGAGAAGAGACCUUCAGGGCCAUCACAGAGCCUCAAACAAGGGAGCGUUGAUGAGGAUGUUGGACGCAGCACUAAAAUGUGA